CCUCUAGACCGUGACCUCCCUCAUGGACGACCCCAGUGGAGGUUCACGGUGUUUGCCCAAGAUGAAGGAGGUUUAGUGGGGUAUGCAGAUAUCCACGUCAACUUGCAGAAUGUCAGUGAUAAUGCUCCGAUUUUCCUGCAGAGCCUCAGUACUACCAAUUUGACGGAAAAUGGAACAGCUGGAAUGGUCGUAGUGACGAUGACUGCUACGGAUCAAGAUGAUCCAUUGGAAGGUGGCAAUGCUCAGCUAGUCUACAACAUCGAGAAGAAUGUCUUAGACGAGCAGACGGGAACGCCAAUAUUCAGCAUAGAACCUCACUCGGGCCUGAUUAGGACUAAUAUUUGCUGCUUGGAUCGGGAGAAGACACCAGAUUACUCCCUUCAAGUGGUGGCUAUGGACGGCGGAGGGUUAAAAAGUACAGGAACGGUGUCCAUCAUAGUAUCAGAUAUCAACGAUAUGCCGCCCGCCUUCACCAAAGAUGAGUGGGUAACGGAAGUCAGCGAAUCAGAAGACGGCAGGAUACCAGACCACGCCAUCCUGACUGUUAAUGUUAUCGAUCAAGAUGAGACCAACGACUUCUAUUACAAGGUGGUUGAAGGCAGUGGACUGGGCACAGACAAGUUCAUGAUGGUGCGCAAUCCUGAUGGUACAGGUUCUCUCAGGGUUACCAACCCCCUGGAUUACGAGGACCAGUUGCAGAGUUCGGGCUUCCGGUUCAAAAUACAGGUGAAUGACCAGGGACCGAACAGCACGGAAGAUAAGAACCACGUGGCUAGCUCCUGGGUGGUUGUGAGGCUCCGUGACACUAACGAUAAUAGUCCACGUUUCGACAAGACGAGCUCGACUGUCUCACUUCAGGAGGACGUGGAGGUGGGCACCCUGGUUGAUACCUUCCUUGCUAGAGACCCGGACCAAGGAGGGCAGGGGAGAGUGACCUACAGCAUUCAUCGCGAGAGCGACAGGAGGCGACACUUCCACGUCAGUGAGGACGGUAGAAUCACCGUGCAGAGGCCGCUUGACAGGGAGAGAAGUGCUAUUCAUAAGAUUCUUAUCACGGCUUCGGGAGAUGGAGACCCACCGCGGACUACGACAGCCACUCUGACCGUGAACGUUUUAGACGUAAAUGACAAUGCUCCCCGUCUGCUCGUAGAAUAUCGUCCCAUCCUCCUGGAGAACACAGCGCCUCGCACACUGCUGGAGUUAUUCGCACAAGAUAUGGAUGACCAUGCCAAAGAGAACGGACCGCCCUAUACAUUUCACUUGGACCCUGCCGCUAACCAUUCCCUGAACCGGCUCUUCUCUGUCGAUACUAAUCCGAGAGGAGACAAUGGCCAUGGCGUGGCAAUUGUGUCAUCUCUUGUCAGUUUUGAUCGUGAACGCCACAAAGAGUACCAUUUACCCAUCACCAUACAGGACUCCGGAGAUCCGUUAAUGAUAGGCACAUCUACUCUCACUGUCGUCAUCGGUGAUGUGAAUGACAACAGAAUGGUUGCUGGGACUACGGACAUUCUUGUAUAUAAGUUAAAAGGAAGCAUAGAAGACAUGGAAGUGGGCCGAAUGUACGUAGAGGAUAAGGAUGAUUGGGACCUGCCAGACAAGAGUUUCUACUGGGAGUCGAGCCCGUCUCCACAGUUCCACUUGGACCAGGAGACUGGGACCCUCAGGAUAUCCGGUGAUACAGCGGAGGGGGAUUACCGGCUGAGGGUCAGGGUGCGGGACUCCAGACAGUCUUUGGACACAGUCGUUUCCUCAGUCACUGUCAUGGUGAGACAGAUUACAAUGGCAGACUGGUACCAUUCAGAGGUCGUCACCUUCCAGGGAGUCACGGACCGAGAUUUCAUUGUGAAAGGAAAUUCCACCGUAAGCAGGCUGGAAACAUUCAGAGAGGUAGUCGGACAGUUACUAGAGACAGAUACAGAUAACGUGUUAGUGUUCAAUGUACAGCCCAGCCCUGGGGACAGUAGUAGAGGCGGCAAGCUAUACACCGGAGUCCGCUUCUGUGUCAAGGAACACUCAGAAUACUUUAAGCCUGUCAGACUACUCGGGGAAAUGUUGUUGAACAGAAACACAAUUGUUUUAGAGUGUAUUAGCGCACUUUCUGCGAACAUAUUUUCUAUCGGAGAGGAGCAAUGUCAAGACCAGGAGCUGUGUGAAGGAGACAGUGGAUGUAGAACAAGGAGGAAUAUCCUGCCAGCUCUGCACAUAGUGAAUGGUAACACCACCGUCCUGGCGGGUCCAAGGGUUGAGGAGACGGCCGAGUGUGUUUGUGACGCCAGGGACUUCAGUGUCCCGGAGAGCUGCAGUUCGCACUCUUGUCUAAACGGCGGCACGUGCUACGAUACGAGGCAAGGGCCGAGGUAA
Messenger RNA from Homalodisca vitripennis (glassy-winged sharpshooter), 2361 nucleotides. RefSeq names its product neural-cadherin-like. Gene Ontology annotation, cellular component: plasma membrane; catenin complex. The record is from RefSeq and is a predicted model, not a curated record. Gene Ontology annotation, biological process: homophilic cell-cell adhesion. NCBI's taxonomy places the organism in Eukaryota, Metazoa, Arthropoda, Insecta, Hemiptera, Cicadellidae. Gene Ontology annotation, molecular function: calcium ion binding; cadherin binding.